AUGCGCACACGAUACAUCAACCCAACUUCGGCUGAGGGCAUAGCCGUAGUCGGAGUAUGCAGUGUCAAUCGAGGCAACGGCCGCGUGGAAGCUCGGUCAUCACAAGGCACAGACAGGCAAGCCGCCUCGCCCAGCCAUCGCAACGCAUACGCGCAAGCCAACCAUCGUGUCCAAACCACCCUCAUGACCCCGCACAUUUUUUUACCGAGUCCCUGUCCGUCCCCGCCGCAGUGGCGUGCAAGGCGGUACCAUGCAAAGCAACACAAAGACAUUCUCGGUCAUAACACACCCACACUCGCCUACAGCCGCAUCGGCCCCAGUCUCAAUCGAACACAGCCGCAGUCGGAGCCGCAGUCGGAGCCGCAGUCGGAGAAAGCGCAGCCUCGGCAAAGCAUCGUCUAA
Moesziomyces aphidis is the source of this 402-nucleotide messenger RNA. The record is from the annotation of a GenBank genome assembly. Lineage: Eukaryota; Fungi; Basidiomycota; Ustilaginomycetes; Ustilaginales; Ustilaginaceae.